UCCGCCGAUUUAUGCUCUCAGCCGUUUGUGUUUAUCAGUUGUAACGGAUAUUUGAUUUAUCUCUAUAUCUAUUAGUUUAUGCUUAAUAUUGAGAUUAUUUUCUAACGACAUGACGCUCGUUAUUACUCAGGAAAUGUUGGACAAAUUGAAUCAUGAAAUUCACGAGAUUCGCAUACGAACGUUGCACGACGUAGAAAAUAAAGUGAAACAAAGCUUAUGGCAGAGCCAGGACCUCAAGUUCAAGCCUACAUCGCUAGUAAAGAAUCUUAUUCGUUGGUUCGGAAAUGUCCCCAUUAGUGAGGAAACGGCAGUGCUGGAGUUAUUAUCUCUACUAUUAAAGAGUAAACAUGGCCCAAACAUCGUCAAUCACUUCACCAGCAAUCGAUUAUUGAAAGAACUAGGCAAAAUUAAAUAUUUAAUAGGAUCAAACCACGCACUGUCCGAGCUGGUGGACAAUAUUGUCCAACAAGUGCACAACGUACAGCAGAUAGAACAAAUACAACCUAAUCCGGAAAGUAUUGCUGAGAGUCUCGCCAGUUUAAAAGUCGACUGUAUAGAUUUAACCGCUUCCCCCAGAGAGAGUGUUGGUGUUAAUCAAGAACAGAUUAAACGUAAUCCCAACUAUUACACAAAAUGCUGGGAAGUUCCGUUAUCUUCGGAUGCAAAAACAUUAAGAGAACUAAAUUCAUCCUUGCAACCCGAUGGUGACGAGAAAGAUAUUCAUCAUGCUUACAGUUAUUUAGUGCCUUCUAUAAAUGAUUAUCCAGCGGAAUUCUUUUUACAGCCUCCAUACAUUUUUCAUUCACUGGUUAAAUUAUUGGAGAUGAGGAAGGCGAGUAUUCAAACUACUGUUGAAAUAUUCCAUCGAUUAACGAUGUCAAUUCAAAAGCGACUGAAGUCACUAGAACUAACCAGCAUGUAUACUUUCCAAAAUCAUUCUCGAGACGGAAAACAUGUUCAAAUCUCUGUUUCCGCUUACGUACAUGAACUUUUUCUCCUCGGAAUAGUCUGUCUAAAGGAAAUAUCAGAUAAUCCGGAUCUGCAGGAUUCAAAUAAAAUAUUUAACCUGUUUUACGAACUGAUUGAAUUGGGUUCUAGUCGAACUCUAGAAAAGUUUCUAUUUCUGGAAAUUCGGCACGAGCUGGGUUUUCUCGCAAAACACUUUCGUCAAAAUUGGGAAGCAAACUCCAAGUGUUUCUCAGCCAGAACAAAGUAUCUAGUGACUAUCAAUAUCAUGUCGACGUUUCUACGUCGUUUCAAUCCAGCAGAGCAUGUUGAGCAUGUUGAGCCAGUUGUCGAUGAUACCUGCUUCCCACACAAACCGCAUAAUCCGGCUGAAUUGGAAACGAUAAACUCAAUCAACCAUCUGAGAUCCCUGGGAGAAGGAGAUCGAAACUGGUUUCAUGAAUUACAAAUAGCGGCUCUGGAUUAUCCUAUGAAGCAUAUGUAUCCAUCGAUUUACGAACCUGUGCUACAGCAGGCACUUAGAGAAGACAAUCGUAAGCUGCAAAUAUUGCUCAGUGCAGAUGAAAUAUUCGCUUCGGCGGUUUCUAUUCUUCGACAGCCAGCGGCCCUGUCUGAUGAAGAGCUGAUAUUCAGGGGUCUGGAAGCGAUCGAUACACUGUAUCUUCAUCGAUCUGUCGAAAUGGCGAAGCUGAUGAUAAAAGCUGUCGGAAACUGUUACUGUUUUUUCGAAGGAAACCCAAAACUAAAAGAGGCGGCCGAAAAGCUAGUUUUGCGAUUACUCUCCCAUACGGAGCCGACUGUCAAAUGUGCUGCCUACGAUCAGUGCAAUAAUGUGAUCAAAGAAUUUAUCAGUUGCCUGGACGAAGGAGCUAUCCUGACACAUAGACGAAGCUUUCCUAAAAUGAAAGGUAAACUGCACUCAUUAGGUAUUCCUCUGACGGUAGAAAUUCUUGUCGAAGUUAUUUGCUUCGGCUGCAGCAGUGUCAACGAAAAGAUUCAACAGCGAGCCGAAACUAUUCUAUUGUUUGUAUUGAACUCCAGAACGUUUCUGCUAGAUCGGUGGAUCGAUUUGCUGGACAUCAUCCUUCCCGUGAUGCCGCUGCUUCAAACGGUAGCCAUCAGCAAGAAACAUUCCACCCUUUCCCGUGCUAUCAUCGGCCUUCUACAUCCGGAUUCGGGACUUCCCAUGAGCGACCUUAUUCGAGGCAACCUACGCUUCCUCUUCCAAGAUGAUACCGAUCUCCGGGAGGAAGCACUAACACGUGUCCUUUUCAUUAUCAGUGGCACCAACAAUAGUCAACAUUAUUCUCCAAACAUUGAACAUAUCCGGGACACCAUUUCCAAUGCAAUAUGCCUAGUGAAAUCGAAGUAUGAUGUAGCAAAACAUCUAUCGAACGACGUAUACGAGUUGAGUGCCAUCAAACCGCUGCUCGAUACACUGGAACAGGAAAAUUCCGAUCCAGCAAUUCGGCGCAGUACUCUAAUUCAGUUAAACCUAAUGGCUGAAGACCCCUGCCUUUGCGAGAUCAUGCAUCAAGCUAAUGGGUGGGCAUUUGUAUUAAAAGCUCUGGACAACGCUCUGCGAGAGGAACAUUCCCUUGAUUAUCCGGAUAGCGCGGUACCUGCGAUCGGUAUUCUCACUAAGUUGUGCUUUUCGAUUCCCGAGUUCAGUCGGUUUCUGGCAGACAAUGUGAACGUGUUUAAUUUGGUGAUACGGGCUCUGCUUGCGUAUCAUCAUUUACCGGUAUUCAAGAAGGAUUGCUGUUCGUUAUUGUUUCUACUGUUAUUCAGUGGCUACACAACAGGCUGUGGGAAGGCAAUUUCCCUACCGGCCAUAUGCAAUUACUACAGCAUCCCGUACGUAUGCGAAUUUCACUGGAAAUGUAGCCCGUUCAAUGAAAUGAGCCUUCUGGAAGAAAUUUUCCUCGAGAGAGUGAGUGGUAUAGAAGAAACAGGAUUUUCUGCACUUGAUCCGAUGCGGGACAACAGUGUUCGCAUGGUCAAAAGAACCUGUGGAAUUGAGUGUGCAACAUCUUGGAGUAGGAACAAUGUUCUUAUCAGCAAUGAAAGCCUAAAUCAAACAAAUGGAAAUUUCGGAAAUAUGGACAACUACCGCCAGGUUGCAUGGCGGUUUUUACGGCUAGCGUUUGCCUGUCAGUGGUUUGAUGCUUUCGAGAACAUUCUAGUGAAUUCCCAAAAAUGUCGGCAGUCCCCAAACACAGACAGAGAUCGUGUGCUGGAUUAUAGCAUUCUUCCUCCGCACCUGGUCAUCGCAAAACACAACGAGGAUGGAGAGAUAAUAGAUUUGGACGAUCACUGCCUGCAGUUCGAUCAGAUGCUCAAAAUAACUAGAACCGAUAUAAACAUGAUCAAAACUUCCCACGUAGAUGACAUAUUUCGGAACAAUCUGAAAAAUAUUGCAUCUGCUUCGUCCCAUGCGGAGGUGUCCAUUGGACUGUCCGGCUUGGAGUGUAAUCUGAUUCUACCAAUGCAGGAACAAAUUAUGCAUAACUCCAUCGUGAAACACCUGAAAAAGUUUAUACUUACAUCCCCAAACACGCCUGCCGACGAGAGAUUGCUUAUUGCCGUCAUUGGACUGCUGGGGGAUUUGAUACAAAUUGGUUACGAGAACGUACUGGUCUGGAUUGUUACUUUACUUUUCGAACAGACUAGUGUCUUCAUUCAGCUUUUGAAAUCGGACACCUGUUCCAGCGAUUUGUUCAUGAGGAAUGCCGAUUUCAUUAAAAUCACUCUGCAAGAAGCACUGUCUUGCGAAAAUCCGAACGUAACGUGUCUGCUAACCAACGAGAAAAGCUAUCAGAUGAAAAUAAAAAAAGAGCACAACUUCAAUCUGUUGAAUAAACUUUUCGAAAUCAUCAUUGAUCGACUAGACACCGAUCUACAGAAAUGUGAUCUCUUGCGAAUCUUAUCGUUAAUCGGUUUAGCACGAGUUGUUAUCCACAGCGGCCUGAUCGAGUUUGAUAGUAAAUUUUUCAACCAUGUGGUUAACAAGCUUUGUUCCUACAUAAACCUUAUUCGAUCGAUCACAUAUUCAGGUUCGACUAUAACCAAAAACUGUCUACUCAUUAUGUCAUUCAUCCUUGACCAAACAAAAGAGGUACAUCUUAAAGCGAAAAACUACAGAGUCUUAUCGAUGCAGUGCAGUCACACCAGCACUCUAAUCCGGUCAUGCACCUGGAAUGUCCUGGCCAAAAUUGCGAAGUCCCUAUCGGGAGCGCAUUCAAUCAUCAAGGAAUGUGGCUAUCUACCGGGAGGAAUCCACGCGUGUUGUAUAAACACUUUACUCGACCCGGAGGAAGCUGGGCUGGUUAAAGAAUCCGCAGCGGGUCUGCUGAUAAAUCUGCUCACACAUAGACUGGAUAAAGAUGGACCGUUGCAUAAGUUCAUGCUUCCAUUUGACAAGGAAAGUAAUUGCCAGCUUGAUGCCGAUCCGUUACAAACCGUACUAGUGAUACUGAGAAAAUAUCGGUUUGUCGAGCAGGCACUGGAAUCGCUUCAGUGUUUUACCACUCUAGACGAUAUGAGUGUGGAGGAACUCGACGGCGUUCAGAUUGUGACUUGUGACGUGGUGAAAAGUUACAGUAUGAUUUUCAGUAGUCUGUUGGAUUUGAAACCGCAACUGAUGGACGUUUUGGUAGAGAAGUGUUGCCUGCAACGUUUGAUGAACUGUGUAUCGAAGGUUCCUCUUCACCCAAGUCGAUCGGCAUUCCGGAUGGUAUCGGAGAUUUGCAAUCUGCUUCAGAGAUGUUUGAAGAUUAGCAACGAAGAAAUCUGUGAACUCAUCACACAAUACCAGGCCGUAAUUGGUGGCAUUGUUUACCUUUUAAAUCCAACGUUAUACAACGAUGGCAAUGAAGACAUAAUGUACGAAGUAACAAGCAACAUUAUGAACCUACUCUUUGCAUUUACCAUGCACAAAAUCGGUCAUCAACUGAUUAUAUAUGUUUUGACCGAGUUUAGGUUGGAACCAUUAGUUCAAUUGAUUGUACAAGGAGUUUCCAAAAAUGAACGGAAAGACUACCAAAUCGUCUGCCUUCGAUUUCUCACUAUGUUAAUUAUCGCGUCCGGUGUACCGACGGCUUCGAUCUCGGAAUCCACAUCCUUCCUCGGAUUAAUGGAAACUGUGCGAUUAGAUUCAAACGAGGACAUCAAACAGAGUGUCGGAAAUCGAUCGCUCACUGGCAAAGAUCAAUGCAUCAAACCACUGGAACGAGUAUAUAACGGAUUUUCUUCAGAUGAUGACCAAGAAAACCAAAAUCCAAACAGUAGGCAUUUUGUCAUCAAAUCUACCAGGAAAGAGCUUGGAACAGCAACAUACACAACAGGCGCAGAACUGAUAUUUGCAACACUAAUCGAGCAAUUCCGCAUCGUAACCGCCAAAGAUAAGCCGGAGAACGGAGCAUUAGUUUCUACUCUACAAAAGCGAACAUUGUAUUCUGCAAUUCAAGUUUUCCUUCAUCGUUCAGAAAUAGCCAAACGAGUAGCGCGUAGUUCUAAAUUCCUAGAUAUGCUAAUCGAGCGUUUAGAAUGCGUAUACAAUGGAAUUGGUCUCAGUUAUCAAGAUUUCGUAAGGAAAAAUGGUGAGAACAAAAAAGCUCCGAUUGUGGCAGAACUUUCUUCUAUUGCUGGCAUGCUAUCGGCCUGGUUUCAGAACGACAUUCUCGUGCAUCAGGCCAACAUCUUCCGUAUAUGCAAAUUGUUUCUUCAGUUGUGGCCCUGGAUAAGCAACAACCGGGAUAUGGAAAAUGAGUUCAUGAAAGCACUGGUUUGCCUGACAGAAAAGUCGAUCAUCGUUUGCCGAAGUCUUCCAAUAACAUACCCUGGACAUCCGCAUUCCAUUCUGAAGCUAACGAUAGCGAUAGCCACGGCCGAAACUGGGAGAGUGAAGGGACCGAAUUGUGAACUCACACUACUUAGACUAUGCCUGAGGAUACUGAUUAACUGUUGUGCUUGUCAAGAGGGUCGUACGGUUAUUGCUAAAUUCAAUGUGCUAGACAAUAUUAGCAAAUUACAUCCCGUUGUGACCAAGCUCCAAAAACCGUGGGUUUCAGUCACGAAACUUUGGCUAGAGUUUUGGGAAAUCUACACCAGGCAUAAUGACGUUACGGCGGUUAAAAACCUCACCGUACUGGGAGCCCUUAUUCGAAAAUCAACGCCCGAGCUUCGUCGCCUAUCACUGGAAAUCAUGCGGAAUAUGUCGUUUGUGACGAGCAAUCGAGCUGCUCUGCUCGCCUCCAACGACUACAUGCACGCACUGAAAGUUGUCCUAGACGGAACAGAAACCACGGAACAGAUGAUUGUGAUUUCUUCCAUAUGGAAGGUGAUUGCCAACAAUCAUAAAGGUAAAAGCGCAAUUAAAAGUACUCCUAUUCCUAGAAGACUGAGUGCAUUGCUGAAGCAACGAUCGUUGCUGGAACAAUGUGAGGAAGAUGAUCUGUAUAACAGUUUAAGUAUUGUGGUUCAAUUACUAUACACUUAG
Molecule: messenger RNA, 6466 nt
Organism: Malaya genurostris
Lineage: Eukaryota; Metazoa; Arthropoda; Insecta; Diptera; Culicidae
Gene: ana3
Product: protein rotatin homolog
Exons: 10
Coding region: 110-6466 (2118 amino acids)
Biological process (GO): centriole-centriole cohesion; ciliary basal body organization; centriole replication
Cellular component (GO): ciliary basal body; centrosome; centriole
Source: RefSeq, a predicted model, not a curated record